This is a messenger RNA of Penicillium longicatenatum, 489 nucleotides long. RefSeq names its product copper transporter family protein. Gene Ontology annotation, cellular component: plasma membrane. Gene Ontology annotation, molecular function: copper ion transmembrane transporter activity. The record is from RefSeq and is a predicted model, not a curated record. The transcript has 2 exons. Bases 1 to 489 code for a protein of 162 amino acids. Gene Ontology annotation, biological process: intracellular copper ion homeostasis; copper ion transmembrane transport. Lineage: Eukaryota; Fungi; Ascomycota; Eurotiomycetes; Eurotiales; Aspergillaceae.
AUGGACAUGUCGACGGCCACCACCACCACCACCUCCAGCAUGACGAUGUCUUCCACAUCCGAGAGCAUGGGCGUGUCCGAUAUGGCAUUCAACACCGACAACCUCUCUGCAAUUCUUUUCUCCCAGUCGUGGAUGCCAACUACCACUGCGGGCUACGUGGGCUCAUGGUUCUUUCUCUUCUUCUUGUCCGUGAUAUGGCGGGCCUCAGCUGCGAUGCUUUCCAAGCUAGACGCGUUCUGGGCGGCGAAGAAUGCAAGGUACUCAAUUUUGAUCAAUGGUGGUCAAGAUCAACCCACACAAGCGGAUCUUGUGUCGGCAUGGCGGCUUUCGGUCAAUCUGCCUCGAGCGGCACUACGAAUGGUUCACCAAGGUAUCGCAUAUUUACUCAUGAUUGCAGUGAUGACCAUGAAUGUCGGGUUUUUCUUCGCGGUGCUUGUCGGUUACUUCUUUGGAGAACUGGUGUUUGGUCGUGUGUCACGGUCUGAUUAA